Ipomoea nil (Japanese morning glory) is the source of this 4719-nucleotide messenger RNA. RefSeq names its product glutamate receptor 2.8-like. Gene Ontology annotation, biological process: monoatomic ion transport. The record is from RefSeq and is a predicted model, not a curated record. NCBI's taxonomy places the organism in Eukaryota, Viridiplantae, Streptophyta, Magnoliopsida, Solanales, Convolvulaceae. The transcript has 10 exons. Gene Ontology annotation, cellular component: plasma membrane. Gene Ontology annotation, molecular function: glutamate-gated receptor activity. The coding region runs from base 222 to 4523 and encodes 1433 amino acids.
AGAACUCAAUGCAAUUGUUGUUAAUGUGUCUCAUAAAUCACAAUAGUAUUAGGUAAAAGUCUGUUUGAAUUGGUCCAAGUAAACUCUGCAAGAAUUAUUUUUAAAACAUGUAGAAUCCCAGAAAUUCAUUAUAUGUCUCAGCUCCCAACUUCAUCUCAUUGUUGAUUCUCUCUUUCUCUGAUUCAACUUAAUAUAUAUUAUGAAGUUCAAAGCUUUUCUAAAUGAAGAUUCCAAGAUUUUUCUUUGUUCUUUUACUGCUUGAAGUAGCUUUCAUUACCCUUUUAACAUCACCAGUAGGAGCCCAGAAUGGUAGUGCUGUAAAGGUUGAUGUUGGUGUGAUUCUUGAUUGGGACACCAUAUCUGGAAAGAUGAGGAAUGCAUGCAUGUCACUAGCUCUGUCCGAUUUCUAUGCCAAUCGCAGUCACACAACCCAGAUUGUUGUUCACUUCAGAGACUCCAAAUCUGAUGAUGUUGAUGCAGCAUCUGCAGCCAUAGAACUGUUGAAAAAUGUUGAAGUGCAAGCAAUCUUAGGCCCUCAAGCGUCGACCCGAGCAGAUUUCGUAACGGAUAUAGGGAAGAAAGUGAAAGUUCCUGUCAUUUCUUCAGCCACAAGUCCUGCUAUUUCACCAUCCCAAAAUCCAUACUUUAUCAGAGUAGCAUAUUGCUCUUUCUGGCAGGCUAAGGCAAUUGCAGCCAUUGUUGAGGCGUUUGGUUGGAGGAAAGUUGUGUUUAUCUAUGAAGAUAGCAUUUUUGGCAGUGGGAUUCUUCCCCAUUUGACUGAUGCCAUGAUGGAAAUCGGUGUUUCAGUGCCAGAUCGAACUGUUCUUUCACCAUCAUCUGAUGAUGAUCAGAUCAUGGUGGAGCUGUUGAAGUUGAAAACGAAGCAGACACGAGUGUUCAUAGUGCAUUUGCAUCCAACUUUUGCUCCUAAGUUUUUCUCGAGGGUAGAGGAAGCUGGAAUGAUGAGCAGUGGAUAUGUGUGGAUAAUCACAGAUGCUUUCACUAGUACUUUGGUUUCCAAGGAUCCUUCAGUUCUUGAUUCUUUGCAGGGGGUUAUAGGUGUGAAGCCUUAUGUCCCAAGUUCAGUUGAGCUGAAGAGCUUCAUUGGGAGAUGGAAAUCAAAGGCGUUUCGUCGACAAAAUCCAGACAUGGAUGGAGUAGAGUUCAAUGUUUUCGGGCUAUGGGCAUAUGAUAGUGUCAUAGCAUUAGCAACAGCACUUGAGAAAGUGGGCACUUCUGGUCUGAAAUUCAACAGAACAAUUAGUAGGGAGAAUUCAACAGAUUUGGAUGCAAUUGGGACAUCAGAAUUCGGGCCUUUGCUACUUGAAUCAAUACGAAACAUCAAACUAAAAGGACUAAGUGGCGAUUUCCACAUAGUUGAUGGAGAACUGCAACCAUCUGCAUUUCAGAUUGUGAAUGUGAUAGGCAGAGAGAAAGGGAUUGGAUUCUGGACAGAAAAGUAUGGGAUUUCCAAGAAUCCAAACCCGAAUCAUACAACUGUGUACUCUGCUAACAAAGAUGAUCUCGGGGCGAUCAUUUGGCCAGGUGACUCUACUGUUGUUCCUAUAGGCUGGGAGAUUCCCACAGGCGAAACGAAGUUAAGGGUUGGAGUUCCUGUCAAAGGAGGGCUUGAGCAAUUAGUUAAAGUCACUAUUGAUCCCCAGACUAACACUACAGUGGCAACUGGUUUCUGUGUAGAUGUUUUUGAACAAGUGAUGAAGUCUAUGCCUUAUUAUGUACCAGUUGAAUAUGUAGAAAUCAAUCAAAGCCAAAACCAUCCGGAUUAUGAUAACUUCGUCAAUCAGGUCGUUAGUGGGAAACUUGAUGCAGUAGUUGGUGAUAUUACCAUUUUAUCAAGACGGUCCAACAAUGUGGAUUUCACAAUAUCAUUUACAGAGCCUGGGGUCAUCACAGUCGUCCCAGUCCAGCAAGACGACAAGAAGAGUGCUUGGAUUUUCUUGAAACCUAUGAGUAAACAACUCUGGAUGAUGACUGCAUCCUUCUUUGUCUUCAUUGGCACCGUGAUUUGGGUACUUGAACACCAAGUAAACGACGAGUUCCAAGGUCCACGCCACAAGCAAGUCGGGAUGAUCUUCUGGUUCUCCUUCUCCACUCUUGUAUUUGCACACAGGGAGAAGGUAAUAAGCAAUUUAUCAAGAUUCGUGAUCAUAGUGUGGGUGUUUGUGGUGUUGGUUCUGACCUCUAGCUACACGGCUAGCUUAACGUCUAUGUUAACAGUACAACAGUUGCAGCCUACUGUCACUGAUGUUAAAGAUCUGAUCAAGAACGGAGAGUAUGUUGGAUGCCGGGAUGGUUCCUUUGUUGCUGGAAUGUUAAGGAACAAGUUUGGCAACAUAAAACUUAGGAAUUAUACCACAUUAGAAGAGUUUGAUGAAGCACUUACAAAAGGAAGUGGAAAUGGUGGGGUUGCUGCCAUUGUGGAUGAACUACCCUAUCUUAGGCUAUUCCUGGGAAAGUAUUGUGGGAAGUACACUAUAGUUGGCCCAACCUACAAGACUGCUGGCUUUGGGUUUGCAUUUCCCAGGGGAUCUCCUCUGGUGCCUGAUGUCUCGAGAGCAAUAUUACGCGUGACAGAGAGUGAGGCUAUGAUAAGAAUACUGGAAAAAUGGUUUGGGGUUGAAACAUAUCCACUUGAGAAAGUAGGCACUUCUGCUCUGAAAUUCAACACAAGAAUUAAUAGGGAGGAUUCAACAGAUUUGGAUGCAACUGGGACAUCAGAAUUUGGGCCUUUACUACUUGAAUCAAUACAAAACAUCAAACACAGAGGACUAAGUGGUGAUUUUCACCUAGUUGAUGGAGAACUGCAACCAUCUGCAUUUCAGAUUGUGAAUGUGAUAGGAAGAGAGAAAGGGAUUGGAUUCUGGACAGAAAAGUAUGGGAUUUCAAAGAAUCCAAACCCAGAUGAUACAACUGUGUACUCUGCUAACAAAGGUGACCUUGGGGAAAUCAUGUGGCCAGGUUACUCUUCUGCUAUUCCUAUAGGCUGGGAGAUUCCCACGGGUGAAAAGAAAAUAAGGGUCGGAAUUCCUUUCAAAGUAGGGUUUGAGCAAUUCGUAAAAGUCACAAUUGAUAACCAGACAAACACUGUGAAGGAGGUAACUGGUUUUUGUAUAGAGGUCUUUGAGAAAGUAAUGCGGUCUAAGUCUAUGCCCUAUUCUAUACCAUUUGAAUAUAUACCUUGCAAAGUCUCUUCAGGGGGAAACAUUUCAAACUAUAAUGACUUGGUUGAUGAGGUCUUUAAAGGGAAAAUUGAUGCAGUAGUUGGUGAUGUUACCAUUCUAUCAAACCGGUCCGAGCGUGUGGAUUUCACAUUACCAUUUACAGAGUCUGGGGUCACCCUAGUUGUCCCAGUCAAGCAAGAUGGUUGUUCAUGGGUUUUCUUGAAACCUCUGGAAAAAAAACUCUGGAUGAUGAUUGCAGUGUUCUUUGUCUUGAUCGGCAUUGUGGUUUGGGUCUUUGAACACCCUGUAAACCCAGACUUCAAAGGUUCAACCCCAAAGCAACUUGGGAUGAUCUUUUGGAUCCCCCUCUCAAGUCUUAUUUUUCCAGACAAGAAGAGGGUAAGCAGCAAACUUUCAAGAUUUGUGAUGAUAGUAUGGAUGUUGAUGGUGCUGAUUCUGAUAGCUAGCUACACAGCUAGUUUUGCAUCCUUGUUGACAGUGCAACAGUUGCAGCCUACUGUGACUGAUGUUAAAGAUCUGAUCAAGAAUGGAAAGUAUAUUGGAUGCCAGAAUAGUUCCUUUGUUGCUGGCAAGUUAAAGAACGUGUUUGGAAGCAACAAAAUUAGGUAUUACGCCACACCAGAACAGUAUGAUGAAGCACUUAGUAAAGGAAGUGAAAAUGGUGGGGUUGAUGCUGUUAUGGAUGAGCUGCCCUAUCUUAGGCUCUUGCUUCGAAAGUACCGUCGGAAGUACACCACUGUUGGCCCGACCUACCAUACCGCAGGUUUUGGAUUUGCAUUUGCGAGGGGAUCUCCUUUGGUUCCUGAUGUCUCAAGAGCAAUAUUAAGUGUGACAGAGAGUGAUGCUAUGAUGCAAAUAACGGAUAAAUGGUUUGGGAAUGAAGCAGAUUGUACAAAGAAAGAUGGAACCUUGGUUGCUUCUGAUAGCCUGGGCCUGGACAGUUUUACAGGUCUUUUCAUCAUUGCUGGUGUAUCUGCAUCAUCAGCUCUUCUCAUAUUCUUCUGCUCCUUCAUAAAUCAGAACAAGGGUAUAUUAAAAUCUGACAUUUCAAUCUUGCAAAAGCUUUCUGCAUUAGCGAAAGCUUUCCAUGAAGAAAAGGACUCGUCUAGGGAGUACCAAAAGCCGAAUGAAGGCAAUGAACAUUUUGUUUCCUCCCCGGAGGCAAUAUCUGAACUUUAUCCACGAAGUCCUGAAACCAGCAUUACAAAUUCUCCAGGGCAAGGCGUUUUCAUUCAGGAUGAGGGAUUUGCUCUGACAGAACUGGGAAGUCCAGUUCAGGACAGCAUCUCCACAACUAAAGCGGUAGCUGCAGAAAGAUGAUGCUCGAAGCUGUACUUUUGAAGAAAAUUCUUUUAUGGUUAGAUGAAGAAAGAGACAAGGGAGAGGUUAACAAGGAAUAUCUGUCACUGUCAGUGAUCAUUGCUCUAGAGAACAAGAAAGAAUCUCAAUGCUGUAGUCGGUGAUAUUACCAUUUUAUCAAACCAGUCAGAGCACGUGGAUUUCACAUUACCAUUUA